Molecule: messenger RNA, 4259 nt
Organism: Fomitopsis serialis
Lineage: Eukaryota; Fungi; Basidiomycota; Agaricomycetes; Polyporales; Fomitopsidaceae
Product: ras guanine nucleotide exchange factor domain-containing protein
Exons: 10
Coding region: 84-4061 (1325 amino acids)
Biological process (GO): Ras protein signal transduction; positive regulation of GTPase activity
Cellular component (GO): plasma membrane
Molecular function (GO): guanyl-nucleotide exchange factor activity; protein binding
Source: RefSeq, a predicted model, not a curated record
AGGAGGGCUACAUUCGCGCUUACUCUGUGACGCUGCUCAGCCUCAGCCUGCCCUACUCGCCGCCGCCACUUCCUAGGGCCCGCAUGGCGACAAUGACCGCUGCUGCCUACGGUGCCCAGUAUGGAACGAGCCCCUCGACAAGCUAUGGCGCCCCACAAGACGAGAAGCAGCACCCGGGCGAGGACCAGCAGGAUGAACUGACUACAUUCUGGUGUCGUGCUCUCUAUGACUACCAGAAGUCCGACGCCUCGUCCCUUUCGUUCCAGAAGAACGACAUCAUCGAAGUACUCAGCAAACUGGAGUCCGGAUGGUGGGACGGCCUGCUAGGCGAGGAGCGGGGUUGGUUCCCUUCAAAUUAUGUGACGGUUAUCUCGGAGGAGGAGGCAGAGAUGGCCCUCAAUGGGACUGAUAUGUCUGCAUCCCAAGCACCAUCUCUCGCCGACGACUCCAUGGUGGACAUGGCCCACAGCAUGUCUAGGAGUCUGUCGCAGGACGACGAAUGGCUCAAUGCUGAGAUGGACUUUCCCAACCACGUCCAGAACCCACCGCCUCAGAGGAACGGCUCGAACGGGAGACCAACGCAGCAUAACGACUUUUGGGUACCGCAAGUGUCACAGGAUGGCAGAAUAUUCUACGUGAACACACAAACAGGUCAACAGUCGAGAGAUCUUCCUCAGGAGGUAGAGUACGACCCUGACGCGGAAGUAGCUGCAUUGGGUCCCCCAACCUCCUCCCGAGCAGGAUCGAGCGCUGGACUUGGAUUGGCUUCGGCAAACGGACCAGACCACGAAUAUGGGGUCGCUGCUGGGUUCGGUGUCCCGAGGCGUUCGCGUACACCUGAGCCGUGGAUGAGACGGCUAGCCGACGAUGGUCUCUCGUACUACUACGUGAACAAGCUGACUGGAGAGGUUUCCUGGUCGCCUCCAGAGGCUAAUCCUGUACGAGAGCUGCCAAGGACGCAGGGACCGUCAGGAGAGGGAAGCUUUGGAAGCCGCGAGGCAGCGCCGUCCAUGGGACGUCUGCGCUCUGGUUCAUCAGCGUCGGCAACCAGGGAUCGUAGUGAUAGCCUUUCCGAUCGGCUCAGCAUCACCUCCGAGGAUUCGGACGUGUUCCCCACUCGACGAGAUCGCUCUGGGUCGGCACUGAGGGAUGCAGGCGCUAAUGGCGUACGCCAGCCUCAGGCCAAGCAAAUCUCCUUGGCACCUCCGGAACACCUGGCGAAGAGGUUACACCAAGCACUUGCUCCGCCACCCCCGGAGUCCCCUAUGGACCUGUCGAAUCAGGUCCAGGAGGCAAUUGCAGCCAUUGUGGAGCAUCUACAGGCAGUCACACCUCGUCAUCUUGAACAAUUUGAGGAGGUAGACCAACGUGUAUUGGAGGUCGUAUCAACGGUGCGGAAUUUGCUGUACGUGACAGCUACCCCAUCCGGUCACAUUCCGAGCAACCUCUAUCCUCGGGACGGCCAGGACAUCAGACCGUCAUCUACCGCACAGUCUCUCCAGGCCCAUCUCAAAGCAGCACAGCGAAAGGUGGCCGGUACUCUUUCCAAACUCGUGUUGUCGGCCCUGGCCAUGCAAUAUGAUCCCGGUCUGCGGAACGGUGAUAAACCAAACCGCUUGGAAUCCGAUAUCGCGGAGCUCGAACGUGCUGUAAUGGCUUUCGUCGCAGAUAUGCAUCAUUUCCAGGAGCAGAACGCACAGGGGCAGCCGCUCCCCACAAAGCGUUUGUACGGCGUGUUUAGCACGGCGAACGUCGGUUUGGGCUUACCGGGGGCUGGCGUCGGUGGGACAUGGAAGGGCCUUGGAUACGUCGCCAUGGAUGCCACGGGGCAACCACCUAUGCAGAUCCUAUCUGCUAACCAGGUCUCCGACAUGAAGGUUGCGGUCAGGAAGCUUACGGAUGCGAUGGGUGCGGUGAUGGUGCUUCUGAAGCGCCCAGAUUUGCCCACAGAGCACAUACGCGCAGAGUCUCAGAACGCGAUUGGGCAGCUGCACUUCACGCUCGAGUUGGUGAACAACAUUGACAUUGCACGUCAUGUCGAUGUCGACGGUGUCAGCGUCUCUUCUGGGCAGUAUUCGCCGCGUGGACCCUAUGCGCAGAUGGUGGAGAACGCCCGGUUGCUCAUGCGAACCCUAGAGGCUUCCGUGCAGUCGCUCUACGAUGACGGCUCCACUCUGCUCAUCGCCGUCCAGGCGCUCGGCCAGACCUACUCGAGAGAGGACGACUAUGCCAUUCGGGAUUAUAUCGAUGCGCUAUUGGUUGCCAUCCUCGCCAACGCCAACGUGUCCGUCCAGAGCUUGGAGUCUCUGCUCGUCGUGGGCUAUGACCAGGCGAACUCGAGCCAGCAUGACUAUCGAAGCUCGAUUGACUGGCGGCUGUCCCGCCCGCCGGAUGUGUUGGACCCGGAGGCGCCUGUCGACUUCGAGGCUGCAUUAAUUCGACCGCCUCCCAGAGCCUUGCCUUCCGAACCGACUAUGAGUUCGAUGAGUUCGUUCGACAUGGGCGGGCGAAUGCGCUCGGAAAGCUCUGCAGACGUGCCCACCUCGACAUGGUCCAGCCAACAGUCCGUCUCGGUGACUGAUGAGACGCUCGUCGCACCGUCACCUGAGCCUGAGGAGAUCGAGGAGUAUGAAGUUGAAGCUCUGCAACUGCCCAAGUCGCCGCCUCGAGGAAAGCCUGGUGCAUCCAAGAUCAAGAAGUUUUUCGGAGAUGAUGCACCGUCACAUAUCAUUGAGAAGAUCAAUGCUGACUCGAAGCCAUGGUAUUUGCGGCCGAACUACGACCCUUCGGAGAUCAUGAUGGAGCCAGACGGCUCCGUUAGGGCUGGCAGUCCUGCCGCACUGGUGGAGCGUUUGACUGCACACGAGCAAGGAGACACGACGUUCAAUCAGAACUUCCUUCUGACCUUCAAGUCGUUCAUGACUGUCGAUGACCUCUUCCAGCUCCUUGUGAGGCGAUUCUACAUUCAGGCGCCUCCAAACCUCUCUCCUGCCGAGUUUGAAGAAUGGUCUAAGCUUAAGCAGAGCAUUAUCCGGUUGCGCGUUCUGAACAUCUUCAAAACGAUGGUCACAGAUGACGGCAUUCUCGAGAAGAGUGACCUGUACAUCUUGGGUCGCAUGAAGGAGUUCGCAUCGAACGAGGACGUCGUUAACGUCGCCGCGGCCAAGCAAUUGCUUAUUCUGAUUGAGCGAAGUCAAAAGGGAGGCGACGCACCGAUCAAGAUUACCGCGGUUCCCAUCGCUCCGCCUGCGCCAUUGUAUCCCCGCAAUUCACGGAAGAUCAAGUUGCUUGAUAUCGACCCUAUUGAGAUUGCACGUCAGCUCACCCUCAUGGAAUUUGCGAUGUACAAGAAGAUUAGGCCUAUGGAGUGUUUGCUGCGGUCAAAGGAAUCCAAACCGGGCAAACACAAUGACAACUUCUCGCAGAUCAUCCAGCUCAGCAACCGGAUUGCAAACUGGGUGGCAGAAUCUGUGCUGGAGAGGGAAGACUCGAAGAAGCGGGCCUUGAUUGUGAAACAUUACAUUACGGUUGCUGACCGUUGUCGUACUCUUCAAAAUUACUCGACGAUGACCGCUAUCGUUUCCGGUUUGGCUACCCCACCAAUUCGGCGGCUGAAGAGAACGUGGGAGCAGGUGAACGCGCGUGCCAUGGGGCAGUUGCGCGACUGCGAAUCUACCAUUGACACGGCGAAGAACUUCACCAAUUACCGCCAGACAUUAGCGCGAAUCACGCCGCCUUGUGUUCCCUUCAUCGGUGUCUACCUCACAACACUGACAUUCAUCAACGACGGGGCUGGCGACAAGCUUGGUGACAACAUGAUCAACUUUCGUAAGCGACAGAAAGCGGCGGAAGUCAUCCAGGAUAUCAAGCGGUGGCAAUCCAAGCCGUACAACUUCCAGACCGUCGCAUCUAUUCUGGCCUAUCUCGAGGAAUGCUUCAACAAGUACGCCGACGGUUUCGACUAUGCUGAUCAGUUCUGGAAUCAAAGUCUCGAGCGCGAACCUCGGGAGCGAGAGGAUGAGAAGAUGGCUAGGCUGCUGCAGGAAAGUGGCUUCCUUUAGCUGUGGCCUUGGUGCUACUGGACAUUUGGUGCUCUUGGUUGGUUUGUGCGCAUUACUCUGUAACAUUAUACUUUUCUUACUUGACUUAUUCCUGCUGUAUGAUAGUUAUACCUGCUGUGGAUUUAUGGAAAGCAUUGGAUUUAUGUACUGUACUUCAUCUCACACCAUAAUGCUUAGAUCCACAUUGCUACAGUAACC